Molecule: messenger RNA, 255 nt
Organism: Neurospora tetraspora
Lineage: Eukaryota; Fungi; Ascomycota; Sordariomycetes; Sordariales; Sordariaceae
Exons: 3
Coding region: 1-255 (84 amino acids)
Source: RefSeq, a predicted model, not a curated record
AUGGCAAAUACUGGACGGCAUGAUGGUGUCCAGAUGACAUAUAAGCCACUUGCAGACCGCCUCCAGGUUGUUCUUUAUGAGGCUUCACAAGUGUGUUACACGAAUCUCGAGCCCCAUGUCAAGUGCGCUACGGGGGUGUUUGCAACGUGUAGGCGGUAUUCGUGCUCCAAUGACUGGUGUAAUCUUGUUGAGGCUUUCGGAUGCGUACCUGCUUCCGUCACAAAGUGUGCAUGGUACUGCAUCCGACGACGUUGA